This is a messenger RNA of Actinia tenebrosa (Australian red waratah sea anemone), 1341 nucleotides long. Its product is annotated as pancreas transcription factor 1 subunit alpha-like. Lineage: Eukaryota; Metazoa; Cnidaria; Anthozoa; Actiniaria; Actiniidae. The record is from RefSeq and is a predicted model, not a curated record.
CCCGCUAGGGAAGUCAAAAGUCAUUGCCUAGGGUUGACAGCGCUGCACGUUUGAAAGAGGUUUAUUUCAUAAGAAGGAACUGAAAUGCGCUUUGGUGGGUUUUCACCGAUCACAUGGCCACUGAUGAAGGCUUUAAGAUUUUAAACCUCUGGACCAUGAAAGUGAAAUCUUGCUAAUAUCCAAAUCAUUUGAAUGUUGUAAGUUAUUCGUUCGGGUUAGUGCGAUAAUUACCGUGGUUUGAAGUGUAUCGAUCGAAUUGCGUGUAACAGUUAAUUGGAGCUUAAUUUGAAGGCAAAUCUAGAGGCAAAUCGGUUGAUAGUUAUUCAUUAGGGAUAUUGAUCAUUGAUUGGCUCAGCGGGGAUGCUCGCCAGUUAAUGUUGGAUAGUAAGAUCUGUUGUUGAUGGACUGGUGUACGGUCUUUGUUCGCUCAGUUCAGUGUCUCCGCCAUUCUCUCCUCGGGUACUACCUAAUGUUUUGAAGAGCACGCGAGAAUUGGAGUGAACAGUAAUUACUGAAACACCUUCGACUCUCAUCUAGAGCAGCUUCAUUUCCGUACGUCGUUAACUCGGUCCGCCCUUGACUGAUCCCACCAUGGUGAAAAGGGAUCAAGAAUUCCACACAAAUGAUGAAGAAAAAGUUAAGGAACGAACAAGUGAAUCUAAACAAAAAAGGAAACGUAAACGACGAAGAAAACCAAGACUAACUGGGUUGAGUAAAGAAAGACAAACGGCAAACGCGAGAGAAAGAUGUCGAAUGAGGAGCAUAAGUGAUGCUCUUCUGCAUCUAAGGGGUCAUCUUCCUUCCACUGUGGUACCCAAAAAUCAGAAGUUAUCCAAGAUCCAAACACUACGGCUAGCUAUCGGCUAUAUAUCUGACUUAUGGCAAGACGUGCAGAACAAUGAUGGACGAGUUCGUGUGCUUGAUAAUAUAUCUGAGAUAUCUGGACAAGAAGAGGUGAAAGAGGUGCCGACGCAGAAAACAACAUCCAGUGGUCGCAUAGACAGCGUGAAAGAUUGUCCUGUGUCGGAAUGUGUUUACUGCGAUAGCUUUGAGUACUUCAUAGAAUAAUCGUAAAGGUUUUUGUUUAUUUAUGAUGUACGAGCUAUACAGUGGAUCAUAGUCCGUUGUUUACGAGUUCAUACUGAGUAUGCUUUGUUCCUGUACAAGUCCACGGCUUUGAGACCCAUCAAACUUGAUUCUUCACAACCGAACAUCUCAGCAAGUAUCUCUACGGGAUACAAGUUCUGAUGUACCCUAGAGAUUAAAUCAUCGUGUCAAGUGAAUAUAUUUACUCAAAGUUACCAGGACCUGUUUAGGAAUGUUUUUACUAGUCCACGGCCG